AUGGACGCCAACGAUGUUGGCGUCCGGCGGAUCCCGUCGACGCCGGUGCAUCUCCCGGACGAUCUGAUCUUCCACGGCAUCCUCCCGCGCCUCCCCUUCCGCGCGCUCCUCCGCUUCGCCGCGGUCUGCAAGGCGUGGCGCCGCCUCAUCCUCGACGACCCCGCCUUCGCCCGCGCGCAGGCGCGGUGCCCCUCGCCGGCCUCCGCCGUCCUCGCCCGCUUCCACCAGGGCCGCUUCGAGGUGCUCACCCCCGGCGCCACCGCCGCCGCCGUCGCGCCGCCGGACGCCGCCCUCUCCUUCCUCCCCGUGGCCGGCGCGCGCCUCCGGCUCUGCUCCGCCACGAGCGGCGUCCUCUGCCUGAUGGUGAGCAUGGCCAGCGGCGGCGCCGGCUUCUUCGUCGUCAACCCGGCGACCCGCGCGUUCCGCGCCGUCAGGUACGCCGGAGGCGACGGAUUCAGGGCCUGCCUCGCGUACGACCCGGCCACGGCGCACCGCGACGGCUUCCACAUCGUCGUCCCCGUCCAGGAAAAGUGGUGCCUUUGGAGGUUCUGGAGCUUCGCGAGCGCCGGCGCCGUCCGGCGCGUCUCGGGGGCGGAGGUGCGCCUGGCGCCGUACGACGUCUUCCUGCCGAGGCCGCUGUACUUGGGCGGGCGCGCGCACUGGCUCUCCUACCUGGACGGCGUGGCGUGGUACGACGCCCGUGCCGACGCCGCGGGCGAGCUGCCGACGCCGCCAUCGUCGCUGCUGGCAGAAGAAGGAGGAGGAGGUGGAGGUCGGCGGCUGGAGGGCAAACGAGAGCUGGUGGCGUGGCGCGGGCGGGUCGGGAUUGUGUCUGCGAGCGUCGACUCGGGGCUGGCCGUGUGGGCGCUAUCAUCGUCGUCGCCGGCGCGGUGGGAGAUGGUGCACUCGAGGAGCUGGGACGAGAUCCCCGGCGUGGUUCGCCCCUCGUCGCGCUUCCUGUGGUCGGUGGUGCCGGCCGGCAUGGAGGCCGGCGUGGAGGAGGCGCUGGGCCUGGCGGUGCGGAUCAAGCACAGGCCGGGCACUCGCAUGCAGCAGCAGCAGCAAGGCGUCGACGGCGCCGGUGACUUUGGUGAGGAGGUGGAGGAUGCGGAUGUGUGGCGUCGCCAGGUGUUGCGUUACGACAUGCGCACGGGAGGUACGACGACGGUGGCGGAGCUGAUCGGAAGCGAGAUCGACGACGAUUUUGUGGCGGUUUUCGGCUACCACUCCAGCAUGGCGCCGCUCAACUAG
This is a messenger RNA of Lolium rigidum, 1251 nucleotides long. RefSeq lists its product as uncharacterized. Lineage: Eukaryota; Viridiplantae; Streptophyta; Magnoliopsida; Poales; Poaceae. Gene Ontology annotation, biological process: SCF-dependent proteasomal ubiquitin-dependent protein catabolic process. The record is from RefSeq and is a predicted model, not a curated record. The coding region runs from base 1 to 1251 and encodes 416 amino acids. Gene Ontology annotation, molecular function: ubiquitin-protein transferase activity; protein binding. The transcript has a single exon.